CCCCUGCCCACCGCAGCAUGCAAUAUCCCGGCUGCGACUCCUCACUUUUGCGGUGCUUGAGAACUCUGCUCUGAACUGCUUUCAUAUUCAUCGCCUGCAUGCCUCUCUGAUCGCCCCGUUCUCCCACUCAAUCUACUUGCUACGAGGAGAUCUAUUGCUGGAGAUCUCGAAAAGAAGCAAUUAUCCUCGUCGCCAAUCCCUGCAGGCAAUCACAGGACUCUCGAACAAAACUCGAAACACACACCCGGGGAGUUUGCCAACCUUCUGGUAGGCGCCUCGUAAGGCUGGCCACUUUUUGACAUUUCUCAGCGGAGCUAGAACACAUCUAUUGCUCUCCUCCUAGCCUGCGACCCUCUGUUCCGGUCAAUUCCUAAGCAUUUAAGGGUGAAUUCUACUUUACGUCGAUGACUACUACAACGGCUUCUUCCGCAAGCUUUGCUCCUGAGUCUCCGCCGUCAGGUUUGUCCUUUGCGAGUCGACUCCGGCGCCUGAGCCAACUUCGAACCCAUCAUACCCACAACCCCAACUCCCCUCACUCUCCAACUCAAUCAUCACGUUCCAACCGGUACAGCCUGACACGUGCCGUCGGAUUGGCCCUUUCGCCUCACUCUCCAGUCUUUGAUACCGCCGCUGACCAUCUCACCCACGAUCUUCAACCGACCGUUUCUACACGGUCGGCUCCUGAACCACGAGACUCCCAUGCUAGCGGCAACACUAACGACGUUGGUAUGAAUCAUCGCGAAGCGAGUGGAUCCUCCAGCUCCUCAGAAGACCGCUCCGACGUGUCUUCCCACUCUUCCCGAUCGACCCCGGCAAACGAGGCAGACAUUAGACCAUCGGAUCCUAUGCGGCUGCGGGUGGCGUCAACCGACGCUUUCAUGGCCCAACAAUUUUCCUCACCUCCAACUACAUCGGGCCCUGCCGACGAGUCACAUACUUCCCCACCGGCUACUUCAGAGUCCUACCCCAACGGUUCAACUCAGCAAGACUCCACUCAUAUGACAGUUGACGCCACUCCCAGUAGCAUAGGACCUGCCAAAGCUCGUUCACGACCCACUAUCCGAUUGAUCCCUCACCAUGCCCAGUACUCGAGACCAUCCUUGCCGUUUACUCCAAUAUCUCGCACAAUGCCCGACGACGAUUGCAUUAUCAAAGUGGGCAGGUACUCGGAACGUGACGGCGUACCAGUUGCAAACCCAUCUAAACCGUCAGCCGCGCCAGUUGGGUUUAAGUCCAAAGUUGUUAGCCGGAAGCACUGUGAAUUUUCAUUCGUGAAUGGACAGUGGCACAUCAAAGAUGUUGGUAGCUCUUCUGGGACAUUCCUUAACCACAUGCGCCUGAGCCAGCCAAACACUCCGUCAAGAUUAUAUGCUGUACGAGAUGGUGAUGUUAUACAACUAGGUAUUGAUUUCAGAGGCGGAGAAGAGAUGAUUUUCAGAUGCGUCCGGAUCCGCAUCGAGUGCAAUCGGACAUGGCAGCGUGGGCCAAAUGAGUUCAAUAAAAACACAGAAAGUCUUAUUAACAGCCUUGGGAAAGGUGCUGAUGCAGACUACAAAGGCUGCAGGGAGUGUUCUAUUUGUCUCAAUUCAGUUCUGAGACCUUAUCAAUGUCUUUUCAUGGCGGCUUGCGCACAUGUGUGGCACUACAAAUGCAUCCGCAGAUUGAUCCAUACUCCUGAAUAUCCCAUGUUCCAGUGCCCCAACUGUCGAGCUUAUACGGAUUUGAGUGCUGAUGUAGACGAUACGAAUGACAUGGGUGAUGAAGACGAGGAUGGCCCUAUCCAUUCACAGGACCACCCAGCUAUAGAGGCACCCUGCGCUUCUCUAAACGCUGUUGCAGACCAAGCUUCUGGGAUAGGUGACUGUCAACCGGACGGCCAAAUCCCACUCAACAGCCACCGCUCUAGCGAACUUGAAGGAGUGCACACCGCUCAAGACGUGUUCCAUGACGCCCCAGACGUGCCUUCCGAAGAGGCAAACCCGGAGUCGGACGAUUCUCUUACGAGAAACGUGCAGAGCGAGUCGAUAGACGAAAUUGCACGCACUCCGAACAUUGAUAUUCCUCGCAGAAAUUUCUCGCGCACUGUAGAUCAGGCCACACAAAACCGACUCGCAGCCUCAACUGGCGCUUCGCCUAUCGUUCGCGAUAAUUUCGAAGAUUGCCCUUUGACCCCUAGAAACGAUCUAGGCCCGCUGGCAUUAGAUGGCCGCGCGGGCCGAUUGUAACGCUCAUCUCCAAAGGUUAUCAGUACCCUACCAUACUGUUCUUUUGGACGUCUUUUCGACGCUCGUCCGUACGAUACAUUCGCCUAUCUACACAUUCUUGGUAAUUGGGACUGCGGCGCAUCGUGACUUUUUCAUUUUAAAUUUCUUUCUUUUCUCUUUUACACUUGCCCGUGGUAGCGUUUUAAGUGGUUUUGCAGCUUCCCACCGGGAGGCGUUCACGGAGUGCUGGAGUUCCAAUCAUGCAUUGGAAGGCUCUUUACGGCAUCCAUCGAGAGAGCAUAUGGUUUUUUGAAGGAACCGAUACAACUCUGAGGAGUUGAUGACUGUAGUUUAUACCUAAUUCUUGCCUUGUUGAAGUCGGUACUCUAUACUCCGUAACCAUAGUUUAUCUAUUUGGUCAUUGGAUAACA
This is a messenger RNA of Coccidioides immitis RS, 2635 nucleotides long. Its product is annotated as FHA domain-containing protein. Gene Ontology annotation, biological process: mitotic spindle assembly checkpoint signaling; ubiquitin-dependent protein catabolic process; protein ubiquitination. Gene Ontology annotation, molecular function: protein binding; ubiquitin protein ligase activity. Gene Ontology annotation, cellular component: cytosol; ubiquitin ligase complex; mitotic spindle pole body. The transcript is spliced from 4 exons. Bases 405 to 2225 code for a protein of 606 amino acids. Lineage: Eukaryota; Fungi; Ascomycota; Eurotiomycetes; Onygenales; Onygenaceae. The record is from RefSeq and is a predicted model, not a curated record.